UAAAUAAAGAGUAUGUUGGAGUAAACUUUUCUUUUAAUGUCAAUUGCAGAGAAACAAUCAUUUUGAAGUGGACUCUUAAUUUUUAAAGCUUUAUAUAAUAGAUAUUUAACGUUUAUUACAUAUGCAUUAUUUAACAUAAAAGCAAAACAAAAUUAUUUUUUUUUGGUUGUCUAAAAUGUUGAAUUAAUACAUUGACUAUUUUUACUAUAUGAAGAGUCGUCUGAUGAAGUGCCGUCUGGAAUAGUCUUCUAAAAUUAGCACUUUUCUAAACAUCCUGUGUUUUUCUUCAGUUAUUUCAAUUUAAAGUGAUAACAUGUUCUUUGCCAUAAAAGUGAAAAUACUGAACCUACACAUGAGAGUCUGAAAAAAAGCUAAUUUUGAAACAAUUGAUGGAAUUUAGAGGUUUUGCAUCUGAAAUCUUCAAUUUGUAGUCUCAUUACUGUAUGUCAAAAGAAGAGGAAGUAGGACAAUAACAAAUUUGUUGUCGUCAUCAUCUGAUGCAUCCUACAGCGUGUAUCAUCAUAUCAUGAUGAAGUUUGCCAUUGCUGUGGACCUCAAGGCCUAUUUUUAUUUCAUUUUAUUUUAAAGUGUGCUCUUGGUUCAGGCUUGUGGACCGUGUCCUGUCCCUGUGGCCCCUCUGGCUGCGGGUCUGUUGAUCCUAUUGUCUUCUGCAUCAACACUCGUGGUCUGGUGCAUAAAGGGCAUCUGGUUAGCAGCUUAGACUCUACGGCAGGCAUGAAAGGCAGCCAUCAUAGCCCAUUCGCUCAUAUCUGCUCAGUGGUGCGACAAGGACGAGGACAGAGUCUGGGUGACUGGGGGACAGGAGUUCAAUUCGCCCCACAGGGCACCAGGAGCAACGGACUGAACUGGACUGCAGUGGACCCGACAUUGUGCAAAGCUAAUACACAACCAUGGGAGACUGGAGCUUCUUGGGUAAUAUUUUGGAGGAAGUAAAUGAACAUUCAACUGUGAUUGGUCGUGUUUGGCUCACAGUACUAUUCAUUUUCCGAAUUUUAAUUCUGGGCACGGCUGCUGAGUUUGUCUGGGGAGACGAGCAGUCCGAUUACGUGUGCAACACUCAGCAGCCAGGAUGCGAGAAUGUGUGCUAUGAUGAGGCCUUUCCAAUCUCUCACAUUCGCCUAUGGGUGUUACAGAUCAUCUUUGUAUCCACACCUUCACUUGUAUACGUGGGCCAUGCUGUCCAUUACAUCCACAUGGAGGAGAAACGAAAGGAGCGGGAAGAAGCUGAGGUCAGCCACCAGCAAGAACUUUGCGAGGAGCGCCAGGCAAUGGAUCAAGGAAGCGUUCGCACUGCCAAGGAGACCAGCACGAAGGGGAGCAAGAAGUUUAGACUUGAAGGAACCCUGCUGUGCACCUACAUCUGCCAUAUCAUCUUCAAAGCUCUGUUUGAAAUAGGCUUUGUAGUGGGACAAUAUUUCCUUUAUGGGUUCCGCAUCCUGCCUUUGUACAAGUGCAGUCGUUGGCCAUGCCCUAACACAGUGGACUGCUACGUCUCCCGGCCCACCGAAAAGACCAUCUUCAUCAUUUUCAUGCUUGCAGUGGCUUGUGUUUCACUGUUCCUCAACUUUGUGGAGAUUAGCCACCUCGGCUUGAAGAAGAUCCGCUUUGUGUUCCACCGACCAGCUCCAGCACAGUUAGAGUCGCUUGGACCUCCUGAGAGGAGUUUACCGUUUCUUCUAACCACCCCUGUCCAAAAAGCCAAAGGCUACAGGCGCCUCGAAGAGGAGAAGAAAGACGAGGUGGCUCAUAUCUAUCCACUAGCUGAGGUUGGGAUGGAAGAGGGACAGUUCUUCUUACCUCAGCUGGAGAAGGAGCAGAAAAGCAGUCAGGAGGCAAUUCUGCCAACAGCGCCACCUGUAGAGGAGACAAUUAUAUGCGAUGAGACUCAACCCUCCUUCCUUCAGGUCACAGAGACAUUACCAGAGCUCCCAACUGAAGAGCCGCCUAGGGAAGGAGAUGAGGUAGACAGUCUAAAAACUCCAACAGUGCUCCCAGAAGUACUAGAGGAGCAUUCAGAAGGGGAAAGCGUGGAGGAAACAUAUUUAAUUUCACUUGAGGAGAAUUUGGAUGUAGAUGUAGGGAAAGUGGUGACUGAAGAAAAGUUGCUAAGAGAGAGUAGCUUAGUAGAUACUGAGCCAAAACAAGAGGAAAACCUUUCAGGAGAUGGAGAGGAGAAGGAAACCUCACAGGAAAUUGGGGAAACAGAGGAUAGCAACUUUCCAACCAAAAGGCUGAAGGAGGAAGAGGGUUUACCUGAUGUGGUUGAAGAAGCAUCUGAUGAAGAGAGAGAACUUUGUGAGCUUGAGCCUUUUGUGAAUGAGGACACUGUGGAGGAGGUGAAAACUUUAGAUGAUGUGAAUCCUGACGAUCUGGAUAUGUCCAAAAUAUCUGAAGGAGAACAAGAGUCUGAGGCUUUAGCGGAAAAUGUAGCAUCAAAUCUUCCUGACAUAGCGCCUAUUGGGGAUGAAGUGGAUAUGGGAAGGGACAAAGCUCAGAGUGAUGUAGAUGAUAAAGAAGAUGGAGUUCAAAGUGAUGUAGUAGACUCAGGAGUUUUAGAAGAUUUAGUGGAGAUUAAAAAGGUCAGAGCUCUAGAUGAUCUACAAGAUGCAGAAGAUUGUUGUCUAGAUAUAGAUAAGAACGAUCCUUUAGAAAAUGAGGAUAUACCUCUUGACACUGCAGUCAAUACAAGUGGAGAGGAUCUAGAUAAACCUCUAGGACUUUCAGGUGACACUAACCAGUUGAAAACUUUGAGGAAGGAAGAGGUAUCAUUGGGGAUAGAAGAUCCACAGGAGGUCAAAGGCUCUGAGUUGGAAGAGUCAAGACAAGAAGAUGAGUCUGUGAAAACUGGAGACCUUGAGAAGGAAGAAUAUUCUGAAGAAUCAAAAGCCUUGGAGGCUUUAGAGGAGAUGAUAGAUGCUCCACUUGUAGCUCUAGAUUUAGAACCAACAGAGGAAACAAGAUCUUCAAGUCGUCUCAGCAAAGGUAGCAGCAGAGCCAGGUCAGAUGAUCUAACUAUAUGACUGACCAAGAAACAGAAAUUUCAGCAAACAAUUUAUAGAGUUAAUUUCUUUCUCCAAGUGCCAUCUUAUUGAGAAACAAACAUGUUUUCUAGGUCUAGGUUUUGUUAAAUUAUUCAUCCCAAAUGAAGCCCCCCUUUGUGAGAAGCUCUCCUAUGGAAGUAUUAAGGCAGCUAAAUGUGUUCAUGCAUAAAAACCCAUUUACACUGCGCAAGAAAAGAAUUUAAGUAUCAAAAAGUCCCAGGACUUCUUAGCACCCAUUUGGGUAUCACAUGUGUCUGUUUCAAGUUCAGGAGUUUCCUAAAUGAUACAUUACAUUUCUGAAAGCAAACCAAAAGCAACACAGAAUAAAAUCAAAAUGAGGUAACUAUAAACAUCAGCUGAUUUAUAAAACACAGCUAAUUUCUCACAUUUAAAAGUGAUUUUUAUUUUAUAAAUGUCAAACAGUCUUGCAUUUUAAAUUCAUGCGAUCUCUGUCUGUUGCUUUGAAUAGUUAUGUGUAUCUUGACAUGAUUGUUACAUGCUGAUCCUGGGCCAUAGAAACGAUUGUGUUGUUAUUUAUAAAUCUUCUACCAAUUUGUGUAUAAAAUGAACCUUCUUUUUCAGUUACAUCAAGUCCAUAAAAGUAAAUUUUAAAAUAGAUAGCAUAUUGCAAUUGAGAGCUGGUAUUCAUCCACAAUGAAACGAAUAUAACUGCUGUGUGUGUGUGUGUGUGUGUGUGUGUGCAAUGCCUCUUCACCAAUGAUCUUUUACUGGUUUAUGUUAAGAAGUUCCCAAAUAAAAAAGGUAACAAAAUAA
This is a messenger RNA of Danio rerio (zebrafish), 3836 nucleotides long. The record is from RefSeq and is a predicted model, not a curated record. NCBI's taxonomy places the organism in Eukaryota, Metazoa, Chordata, Actinopteri, Cypriniformes, Danionidae.